UUCUGUUUACGGGGUCAUACCUUAUUCGUCUGAGCUAACAUCAUUGAUUAUCUGUGAUUAAAAUAUGUCACUUGUCAACUUAAUGUUGUCACUUGUCAGUGUCACGUUAAUUUAUUUACCAAUCAAAACAAAUACAUGUGCCAAAUACCAAAUAAUUCAAAAUGAAGCGUUACGUUUAAAUGAGUUUUUACCCACCUAAUUAAUAAGUUAUAUAUUUUACAUUUUGGGUUGGGUACUGCAAAAGAAAAUGUUCAAUAAUAUUUUACAAAGUUAACAAAGUGCCCAUACAAGUUAAAAUGGUAAUGGAAGAAAAGGAUGAAAUUGACUUGCAACUAUUUACCGAAAAUGUGUCUUUUCUUGCUGAAUGUUUCGAUAACUACUUCGCUGUUCAGAGUUCUUUAAAUUAUGUUAAAGAUUGUGUUCAAUCGGAGUCCAAACUUUUUACUCAAAAACCUCAAAAACAGAAGGUAUAUAGAAAAGAAAAUGUUCUUUCGCAAACAUUGACUAGCAAUCAAAAUGUUUCUUGUAAUAUUGAAUUAUUAUCACAAGUAAAGGGACUAAAUAAAACAUUAAAUAAGAAUUUGAAAAAUUGGGGUCUUCCCUACGAAAUAACAAGCAAAUAUGAAAGAAAAGGAAUAGUAGAAAUGUUUGACUGGCAAGUAGAAUGCCUCAGUAACUCCAACAUCCUUCUAGAUAAUCAGAAUCUUGUGUACUCAGCGCCCACCUCAGCAGGAAAAACUCUUGUUGCAGAAAUAUUGGCAAUUAAAACAGUUUUGGAGCGACAAAAAAAGGUUAUUUUCAUAUUGCCCUUUGUAUCUAUAGUGAGGGAGAAAAUGUUCUAUUUACAAGACAUCCUAUCUAGUUCUGGGGUCAGAGUUGAAGGGUUUAUGGGAUCGCAAUCUCCUCCAGGUGGUUUACAAGCAGUUCACAUAGCUAUUUGUACAAUUGAAAAAGCAAACAGUCUAGUCAAUAAACUUUUAGAUGAAGGCAAUAUAUCAGAACUCGGAGCAGUUAUUGUGGAUGAAUUACAUUUGCUUGGAGAUGCUCACCGAGGCUACAUUUUAGAGCUCCUUUUAACAAAAGUUAAAUAUAUUUCUUCUAAACUUGAUAAUAUGAAAAUACAAAUAAUUGGUAUGUCAGCUACAUUACCAAAUUUGAAAGUCUUAGCGGACUGGUUAGAAGCUGAACUUUAUAUCACUGAAUUUCGACCUAUACCAUUAAAUGAAUACUGCUUAGUUGGCAACAAAUAUUAUGAUAAAGAUGGUAAAUAUAUUGGUUUAUUUAUUAAACCCAAUAAGGAAAUGGAAUGUUGUGUUUUAUCUCUGUGCUUAGAGACAAUCAAAGAAGGAUGUUCAAUUUUGAUAUUUUGUAUGACUAAAAAUAGAUGUGAGAAUUUAGCACAAAGUAUUGCAUCCUCAUUUUAUAAGUUAGGAUGUACAGAUAAUGAACAAGGCAUACUUUUAAGAGAGCAAUUGAAAUUGAACAGCAUUUUAGAAGUUCUAGAGCAAUUAAAAAACUGUCCUGUAGGCUUAGACCAGAUUUUGAAAAAUACUAUAUCAUUUGGUGUUGCUUAUCACCAUGCAGGGCUUACAUUUGAUGAGAGGGAUAUUAUUGAAGGAGCAUUUAAGUCUGGUGCUAUAAGAGUAUUAGUUGCCACAUCAACUCUUAGUUCUGGUGUAAAUUUACCUGCUAGGAGAGUAAUUGUUAGAUCUCCUGUCUUUCAAAGACAACCAAUCAAUAUAUUAACAUACAAACAAAUGAUUGGAAGGGCAGGGCGGAUGGGUAAAGAUACACAGGGUGAAAGUGUUUUAAUCUGCACUGCAGCUGAGCAGAAAAUUGGAUUUGAUUUAAUGAUGGGUACUUUAGAUCCUGUUGAAAGUUGCAUUGAAAGCAAAGAUAAAUUUAUGAGAGCCAUUCUAGAAAUAAUUGCUAGCCAAGAUACUUGCAAGAAAUCAGAACUCGAGUUGUAUUCUAAAUGCACUCUCCUGUGUGCUCAGCAAGCUAUUACCACAUCCCAAAUAGAUUUACUAGAAGACACAAUAAAAGAACUUGUUAAUUUUGAAUUAGUAAGAGUUCAAACAGAAGCUGAUGAAAACAGAUAUGUUGCUACAUCAUUUGGAAAAGCAUGUCUCUCUUCAUCUAUGGCACCAAAUGAUGGGCUAUCAUUAUUUUGUGAGAUUCAAAAAGCUCGUCAAUGCUUAGUGCUAGAAACUGAUCUUCAUUUGAUAUAUUUGGUUACUCCUUAUAGUGUCAGUAACCAAUGGAAUGAUAUAGACUGGUUGCAUCUACUUACACUAUGGGAAUCUUUAACAGCUGCAAUGAAAAGAGUUGGAGAACUAGUGGGUGUUCAAGAAAGCUUUAUUAUUCGUAGUUUAAGGGGUGCCAAUAAAUCUAAUUGUAAUCAAAAUAAAUUGAGUAUCCAUAAAAGGUUCUAUACAGCAUUAGCAUUGCAAGACUUAGUUAAUGAAAUCCCAUUAUCGGAAGUAGCCUGUAAAUAUCAAUGUGCUCGAGGAUUUUUACAAGGUCUUCAACAAUCAUCAGCAACAUUUGCAGGAAUGGUAACAGCGUUUUGUCAUCAGCUGGGUUGGAAGAAUAUGGAAACACUAAUAUCACAGUUUCAAGAUCGACUUCAGUUCGGAAUUCAUUCAGAAUUAUUGGAAUUGAUGAAACUAACUUCUUUAAAUGGAAUCAGGGCUAGAACUUUAUUUAAUGCAGGGUUUGAAACAAUUUCUAGUGUAGCAUCAGCAGACGUAAAUGUAAUAGAAAAUGCACUUCAUAAAUCUGUACCUUUCCAAAGUGAAAAGGAAAGGGAAGGAGAUGACGACAUUGAAGUUAGAAAACGAAAUAAAAUCAAAAAUAUCUGGAUUACUGGCUGCUGUGGUAUGACCGCCCGGGAAGCUGCAGAAAAUCUCAUUUUGGAGGCACGCAAAUAUUUAACACAUGAUAUUGGUGUCUCAGAAAUCAAAUGGAAAGAUAAUUGUUCUGAUAAUUCUUUGGGCACUGAUGCUGCUAUUGAUGAAGUUAUUGUUAAUAAAAACCACGAAGAUAACCAACACGCUGAACCCCAAAAUGAUGUAAAAUUGAAAAUUAUUAAUAUACAAAAUACUAUAAAACAAGAAAUCAUACAAGAAAAUGUAAAUGAUGAACUUUCUUGUAAGGAUGAUUCUGCUAAAAUCGACGUUAAAAACAAUGUUGAUAAAAACAUUUGUAUAGUGUCUGUAUGUGAAAAAAAUGUCUAUAAAAUAAAUACCGAUGAACAAGAAAGUGAAGAAAACGAAAGUAACAAAAUUAAAAAUGGUCUUAGUGAAAACAGUAACUGCCAAAGAGAAAAUGAAAAGGUCAGCUGUAACAAAUCUGUAUUUGCCCCUAUAAAAGAAGAUCUUAUGUGGGAAUCGCUAAAUUUUACUGGAACUUUAUUGGAAAACAUUACUAAACUCCGUAAAUCGGAUACCGUAUUUUCGCCAAACAUUAGUUUUGGCGAAGAAAUAGUUAGCUCAAACGCUUUAGAAGAAGACUUGCCUAAUAUGUUCACUUCCAAAUUUACAUCUACUAAAGAUAUCAGUUUGUUUUCUUCCGAAGGUGACAGUUCAAGUGUUUUCGAUGAUUCUUUAAACUUACUAACAGAAGCCACUGUAGAAAAUAAACUAGAUGCUCCAUAUGUUCAAACAUGUACAGAUUACAGUGAUGUCAAUACUAAAUCAAUACUAAAUGGUUUUAAGUCCACUAUAGUUGAUGAAGAUGACGAUAUUAAAUUAAUAUAUGAUGAUGAGAUAGGAGAUUCAAAUGAAGAUGUUCAUGUUAAUUUGCAAAAAUCUCAGGAGUAUGAAAUACUAAAUACACAAGAUGUAAAAGAACCGAAGCUUAAAAGUAGUUUUAUCAGUCCACUAAAACGACGCUCCUUAAAUAGCAAUUUACAUUCCAUGGCAAAGAAAUCCAAAUCAUCAAAUGAGAUAGAAGUUCAAUUCAAGAUAAAUUCUUCUAAGUCGAAAUAUUUUACACUAAAUUUCGAAAAAAAAUGUAUAAAUUGUUACAUUUUAAGAGAAGACGAUAUACGUACAAAUUUUACAAACAUUAAAAAUAUCACAGGUUUUUCAAUAACUUUUGAUACUAGUUCAUUAACCAAAAGAACUGGAGACGUGAUUGGGAGCAACAUUGUAUUUAUAAAACCGAUUGUUUCUGUUAAACAACAACUAGACAAGAGAGAAGAAUCACCUAUUAUAAAUGGAAUAGCGUUGUGUCUAAGAAAUAAUUUAUGCGUUUUCUUAGAUUUAACAUCGCUAGACAAACACUUGUCUGCAUUAAAAUGUAAGAUGGCAUUAUUGUUUUCCAAUGAAUCAGUUAACAUAAAGAUGCUAUGUGCAAAAACAAACUUUGCACUCAUAAAGAAAUGGCUUGGAAAAGAUUUGCUCUCACGUUGUACUGAUAUAACGUUAACAGAAUGGUUAUUAGAUAGUGAUGAGAAAAUAUCAAGAAUUAUUGACUUAACUAAAAACUAUUGUGAUAUUGAUUUGCUGAAUAGUCGAAUAACUGUUAGUGGCAAACUAAAGACCUAUAAUGAUUUAGACAAAUGCGAAAUGUCGUGUCUAAAGGCCUGGUGCCUUUGGGCAGUUGCAGACAAACAAAGUACAAUGGUAUUGUCAAAAUAUAAAUUUUUGGAAGAAACUUUGUAUACCGAAACUCAAGUAGCGAAGAUACUUGGGAACUGCGAGUACCACGGCGUUCACGUAGACAAGAGCCUCGCGUCACAACUUCUGAUUGAUGUGAAAAAUUCACAGGAUAUCCUUCAGAGAAAAGCUUUUAAACUGUGUGGAUACCAUUUCAACUUCAAUUCGUCGAAAGACGUAGCUAAGGCUCUAGGAAUUUACAAAGGACGGAAAGUAAGCACCAAAAAGACAGUGCUCUGUGCCCAUAAUAGUCCAAUGGCCAGUGUUGUGAUAUAUUGGAGGAAACUCAACUCCAUUCUCACUAAGACCUUGUACCCGCUCACAGAACAGGCCUUCAACUACAGCUCGGAUGACAGGAUAAGCCCCACCUACACGAUGCUCACUUGCACCGGCAGAAUUAGUAUGCACGAGCCGAAUCUACAAAAUGUACCACGAACGUUUACCAUUCCUCUUAGAUAUAUUCAGGCGGUAGACGAAAAUGCACCUUGCGAGGACGUAAUAGAGUUCAAUUGUAGGAAUAUUUUCAAAGCGUCGCCUGGAUUCGUAUUCGUGUCCGCUGAUUACUGCCAGCUAGAGAUGAGGAUUUUGACUCACUAUUGCAAGGAUGUGGUUUUGACUAGGAUUAUGAGCUCGGACGUCGACGUUUUCAAGUCUAUUGCAGCGUCGUGGAGUGGCGUUACUGAAGAGCAGGUGGACGAUGAUCUACGGCAGCGUGCCAAACAGCUCUGUUACGGUAUUCUGUACGGAAUGGGGAACAGAACGUUGGCUCAACAACUCGACGUUACCGAGAUAGAGGCUGCCAUGUUUAUGGACACAUUCUACAAAUCCUAUCCAGCGAUCAAAACAUUCACUCAAAGUGUAGUCGACGGAUGCAGGCGCAGUGGAUAUGUGGAAACAUUGAUGAAACGGCGCAGAUAUUUGCCGGACAUAAAUAGCAACGUUGUGUCCAAAAGAAGUACAGCUGAAAGGCAGGCAGUAAACACAACUAUUCAAGGUUCAGCAGCGGACAUUGCAAAGGCUGCGAUGUGCGCCAUAGACAAGAACACCAGCAACGAUGCUGACAAACCUCGUCUUAUUUUACAAAUGCACGAUGAGCUAGUCUAUGAAGUCAUCGAUUCAAAGAAAAUAAACUUCGUUUACACAAUCAAAAAACUAAUGGAGGAAACAGUCCAUUUAAAUGUGCCUUUACCGGUCAAAGUCAAAACUGGUUACGCUUGGGGCUCGAUGGAAGAAAUAAAAGUUUAAUUUAUUGUUAUUAUUAAUCAUGAAAUUGUACAGACGUUUUCUUUAUUUGUAUUGUCUGUGAUAUUUUGUCUAAUCUUAAAUAAAAUGUAUUUUCGCAAACAUGAA
This is a messenger RNA of Bicyclus anynana (squinting bush brown), 6014 nucleotides long. RefSeq names its product DNA polymerase theta (gene DNApol-theta). The coding region runs from base 297 to 5909 and encodes 1870 amino acids. NCBI's taxonomy places the organism in Eukaryota, Metazoa, Arthropoda, Insecta, Lepidoptera, Nymphalidae. The record is from RefSeq and is a predicted model, not a curated record. The transcript has 9 exons. Gene Ontology annotation, molecular function: DNA-directed DNA polymerase activity; ATP binding; DNA binding. Gene Ontology annotation, biological process: double-strand break repair via alternative nonhomologous end joining; DNA-templated DNA replication.